Messenger RNA from Wallemia mellicola CBS 633.66, 3046 nucleotides. RefSeq lists its product as hypothetical. The record is from RefSeq and is a predicted model, not a curated record. Gene Ontology annotation, molecular function: protein-containing complex binding. Gene Ontology annotation, biological process: attachment of mitotic spindle microtubules to kinetochore; mitotic spindle organization; meiotic chromosome segregation. The transcript has 7 exons. NCBI's taxonomy places the organism in Eukaryota, Fungi, Basidiomycota, Wallemiomycetes, Wallemiales, Wallemiaceae. The coding region runs from base 1695 to 3014 and encodes 439 amino acids. Gene Ontology annotation, cellular component: Ndc80 complex; kinetochore.
AUGUCAUCUCUUAAGUAGAAAAUUAACGAGUAGAAUGAACGUCUACCCAAAUCAAUCAAUGCAUUUUAAGGUUAUUCUGGAUGGCAGACUAGAGGAGGCUUGUUCUACACUCAUACUCUCUCCGAGUUUGUAUGUAGAUUGGGAUGAGAUUACUAGGCUUGAUAACGCACAUAAGCUGGGUAGUAGAACCCCAGUGCUUUUACAAGGAAAUACAAACGUGGAAUUGCCCGAAGUAGCGCUAGAUAGCGAUGACAACAGAACUAUCGUUCAGUUCCAUACAAAUCACCAGCUGAUAGAAGUACCUGUCCAUGGUAGAUACCCUUUAGUUAAGAAAGAACCAACGAGCUACCUGGAAACAGGCGUCGUUGAGAGCACUCUGAUUAGCUCUUAUCACUCAUGUGAUACUAUACAAUCAGAUAGUCAAUAUACCAAUACAGUAUAUUUACCAACCGGAUCUAGCGAUCAUGAACAAAUUGUCGGUCGUGUUAAUGUCACAAUCACACUUCUCGCGUUUGCUUUCAUUAUUGGAAGUGUCAUUAAACAGUUCUCGCGGGGGCUUCAUGUCAAAACAGAAUAAUAUUAUGCAUAUAUUUUAGUAAUAACUAUAGUAAUACACUGAAGCACCUGAAUUAGUCCAAAUCAAGUGGUUAUACAAUCACUUAUCUGAUAAAAGGGUGGAAGGACCAAACAAUACCAUACUCCAACGUGAGAGAAUGAAUACAGUUUAGAACCCUCCGACAGUAUGUAACUGUCCGUCAAUGAUACGACAAACAACUUUCAAUGCAGUAUAUUGUUGUUGCCUGCAGAUGCAACCUCCUUGAUUAUACUGAAUUGCUGCUCUUUAGCAAAACCAAGAACAAGCGAGUUUGUUGAUAACUUUUCUAUCUCAACUAAGUGACUCCCGAAAGAUGCUGGUAGGCGAGUACGUAACUCUACACGCUUCUCACGAAGACGUGUCCAACGUAAUCUCAAAGCUGAGUAUAAAAGCUAACUCAAACAUGCUAAAGCAUUAGCUUUGCAAUUCCAGAGGCAAAAACAUUGUAAUCGAGUGUCGUAUGAGAAGUUCCCCAAACUAAUGAGCAAACAUACUCAGGAUAUCUUAUGGAACAGAACAGAAGUUCGUCUAUCAACAAAUCACGCUUCCGCGUUCAUGCCGACACUCCUUUUAGCCAUCAUUAAACCAUCUGUUAAGACGGAAGCUCAUGGAAUAUACCAGAGUCACUAGAGCGCUUUCAGACUCCAAGAUGGAGUUUGAAAGUGCUGCCAACCGACCUAAAUUGCUCGCUAAAGCAAAUAGGACAGUGAAAGAAGUGAUCAGCCAUUCAGAAAUAUGUCUGUCGCGUGAAUCUAAGGUAUUUUAAAGCUACAUGUAGGGAGAGUCAGAACGUACUUAGCCAAGCACUGGCUCUGAUGCCUACGUGAAGAGCAGACCUUAAAUCAGCAAAAUAUAAAGAAUAGACUGUAUUGAAACCAUAGGUUAGGAAAUACGCGUCUGCGCAACUUGUGAGUGACGGAGUGGCUAUUACGACUAUGAGCCCGAUUUUACUACGUCAGGCAUAGAGUGGUACACUAGAAAGCGCUGUAUUUGUAAAUGUCCUUAGAUUUCCUUAUAAAAAUAGUCUUGGGUGUAACUUCUAAAGAAGGUAAGACGCGUGAUCGACGCGUUUAACUCGUACCAUCAAGUUUAAGAUAAAAUGUCAGUUGUACUACCAGCCUUUAAGGUUGCGGAAUUAGUACAAUGUUUAUCAGAUCCUCAAUAUUUUAAUCUCAGAAUAACAGCAGAUGAUAUAAACAGACCAACACCACAAGUUGUACAAAUGAUCUACGCUGCAUGCCUCGAUUUCUUUAUGGGAUUACGUCCGGAAGCCCUAGAAGGACCAAAGAAUUUGUUAUUAGAGCGAAUGGAGUACCCUGAGUUGUUUUCAGAUGCUGUACCAUUAAUGAUGUUCCAUCAACACGUUACAAACCUCACAAAGAUAGCUCAGGUUGAUUUCUUCUCUUUACAGGAUCUCACAAGGCCAGAUCCAGCGAGAACCAGGAAGAUAUUGUCAGCUUUGGUUAACUUUGCCAAGUUUAAACAUGAAAGGCAGUCUACAGUGGAUGCGGUUGCUGCUAAGAGUGAUAAAUUGAAGGAACGUCGCGAUAAAUUACGCGCCGAUAAUGAAAGACUCCGCACAGAAACAAACAAAUUGAGAGAUCAAAGAGCUCAAGAUGAACCACAAGCUAAACAAGCUAGACUGGAAAUCGAGCAAUCUUUGAGUGAACUUUCAAAGCUGAAACAACAUCAGACUGUUCUAGCAACAGAAAUUGAUAAGCUCAAGAACCACAAAGCUGAGCUUAACAAGGCUAUAACACAUUAUCAAAGUCUGCUUCACAAUGCUCAACAGGUCGGCCAAGCCUCAAGCGCACGUCUAGUGCAAUCACCUGAGAGGCAAAAGAGAGCUAUUAGUGAUAUGGGUGAAGAGCUCGCUGCAGAACGACAGGCUGAGCAACAACUUGAGAAGCGUACGAGGGAUCUCAAGAUCAGGUUGGAGUAUAUGGACAACUUUAAGACCGAUAUCCAAGCUUGUAUUUCUAUACUUGAAGUAAUCGAAGUAGAACAGAACAAAGUCGACACUUCGUUCAGACAAUCAGCAGAACUUAGAGACCAAAUUGACCAGAACCAGAAGGAUCAUAAUGAUUUGGAUGUUAAAUUUCAGCAACUUUCCAAGCAAGUUGACAAUGCAAAGGAAAGAUUAGAACGUACCCAGCGUAUGGCAACAGAAAAGCGUGAAGCUAUCAGAGCCCAGAUGGCAGCAUUCAGGUCGGAGCAUGAAGCAAUUUCUACUGAAAGAUCAGAACGUCGUAAAGAGUAUGAGCAAAAGCUAGAACGGAAUUCGAAGCUUGAACAAGAUAUACGUGAACUAGAGCUCAGUCAUGAGCAAGAAAUAAAUCUUCUCCAGUCAUCCUGGGUUACAUUGGAAGAGCAAAUACAGUACUACACGGACCAAUUAAUGUCCAGAAUGAAAACAUAAUAGUAAAUAACUGAUGUAUAAUUGUAUUUUUU